This is a messenger RNA of Ipomoea triloba (trilobed morning glory), 923 nucleotides long. RefSeq names its product lactoylglutathione lyase-like. Bases 174 to 788 code for a protein of 204 amino acids. NCBI's taxonomy places the organism in Eukaryota, Viridiplantae, Streptophyta, Magnoliopsida, Solanales, Convolvulaceae. The transcript has 2 exons. The record is from RefSeq and is a predicted model, not a curated record.
UGACUUGCUUACACGUAGGAUGUGUAGCCAUGCAAAUUGUCUCUACGUGUCACGUCCCAGUACAUUUCGUUGCCUACGACCGCCAUUGAUGACUCUUCAAGAAGCCAGCUUGUAAAAUCCUAUAAAAACCCAGGCAUCGAGAGCUAGUUAGCCACUUUCCAGAUCACUAGAAGAUGCAGAGCCUGCAGGAAGAGAGAAGCAAUAAUGCGCAGAUUAGCAGAGACGAAGAAGAGAGAAGCCAUAGCAGAAAACUCGAACAAGACGGAGGAGUUGAUGAGCGCAGGAAAGAAGAAGACGAUGAGACGCCAUCAAUGGCGCUGAACCACGUGUCAAGGCUGUGCAGAUCCGUGAAAGAGUCGGUGGAUUUCUACACCAAGGUUCUGGGGCUGGUGGUGGUGGAGCGGCCGCCGGCGUUCGACGGCUUCGACGGCGCGUGGCUCUUCAACUACGGCGUCGGGAUUCACCUGGUUCAAGCUAAGGACGAAGAUCGCCUCCCCAAUCACACAGACCAACAACCUUUAGACCCCAUGGAUAACCACAUCUCUUUCCAAUGUGACGCCAUGGAAGCAAUGGAGAGAAGGCUGAAGGAGCUGAAGGUGAAAUACAUGAAAAGAACGGUGGGUGAAGGGGAAGGAGAAGCUAUAGAUCAGCUGUUUUUCAAGGACCCGGACGGGUUCAUGAUCGAGAUCUGCAACUGCGAGAAUAUUACACUGGUUCCGCAGGCGUCGCUGGGCAAUAUAAAGCUCCCGUCCGACCGUCACACGCCGCCGGUUCAGCCGGAGAAAUGAAAUGAUAUUAUGGUGAACUUGUUGGGGAGUAUACUUUGAUCUAUUGGGCUUAGCCCACAUUACAUAUUGUGUACCGGCCCAUUAUGAUACCUUUGUAAGUUGUAACAUUUGACCUUUUAGAUUAGGUACCACUAA